AUCGUACCCUGACCUCUCUUAGCGCUGUCCAUUGGUUUAUAGGUCUAUCCUGGUUGGUUGCGGGCGGGUGGUGUGGUGAUUCGUAACGUUCCAGCAGUGAUGCCAUUCCCAUUCCUUGCGACAAAAACAUUUGUUUUUAACACUUACCAUAUAAUAUUAAACACCUGGUUUGUUCUGGCGCAUGCGCAGAAGUAUUGGAACAACAUGUGCAUUGCACCUCUUACCGCGGGAACUAUUAUCAUGCUUCGUCUAUGAGUAUAAGGUCUAUGAAGGUAUAUCUUAAAUCGUGAUGUCAAGUGACAACACAUAUUAUCAGAAUUCGAGACAUUUGAGUACAAAUCGGUAAACAGAUUUACGAUAUUUUGAAUAAAAAGCCUGGGAAAAAGGGUAGAUAUAAGUUCUAACACGAGAGUAACAUGUACAAAAAAUACAUACGUUAGUUCCUAUACGAUAGAAAAAGAUACACAGGUAGGUUCCUACACGGUAAAAAGCAAAUACGUAUUUUAAUUUUAAUUUGUCUUCCAUUACAACAUCAAAUGCAGAACAUACUCAAAAAAAAACACGGAAAAUCAGAGUUAAAAAAACAAAAGAAAAAUAUGGUUCACCUCAUGAUAGCCUAGAUUCAGAACUGAUUUUCAAUCAAAAAUCUAAAUCUCCCACUGGAUUACUUAAAGAUGCUGAUGAUAAUCAAGAUACACAACUGAUUUUCAAUCAAAAAGCUAAAUCUGCCACUGGAUUUACUAAAAGAUGUUGACGAUAGUCUUGGUAACACAUUUAACACAUUGUUUCUUUAAAAAUGUCUUUAAUUAUUUUAUUUUAUAUUCCGGUCUUAUUCUUGCCCAAUAUUCUCCUCUAACUCAUGGCAGACACUCAUCAAGCUCUCCAAAUUAUUUUCAUGCAAUAAAUGAUAACAACUUUGGACCAAGAAUUAGUAAUUACAUUGUUAGUCCUUAUAAAAAUGAUAUAGCUUCAGACAAGGAGGAUAAUGAUGACCAACAUAGUAUAAGUCCUGAGAUGUUUUAUCAAUCACCAGUAUUUAAAAAUCUUCCUUCAUCAACUCAAUGCAACAUUCUCAGUGGUGGAGAAACUGAACAUGAAUCAAAAAUUUUUCAAAACCACCAUGAGACAGAAGUGACUUCAACUAAACACACUGAUCAAAACACUAAAUAUUUUCAAGUACUUUUGCGGAGCCAAGCUAACAUAAUUAGCUAACUUGAUGAACUUCUCGAGAGCAAAGCAACAAUGACAAACCACCAAGAAGAAGACUCAACUUUUUCUUCAAAGUAUAUAAAAUUAUUACUAGCUGCUAACAAAAACCAAUUAAAGGAAUUAGAAAAUGAGUUGAAAAAUAGAAUGUUUUUUGGAAACUUAUGUACUCAAUAUAAAAAUUACGGCGGGCAAGAUUACACAGUACUAUUGAGGAGAAUUUAAGAACACACUAUAACGGAUGAGUUGGGCUGUGAAAUUAAUUUCACUAGAAAAAAAAGAAAAUUGGCUUUGUGAAACUAUACCUGUAUCAAUGUAUUUUAGGCAAGUAAUGUUGGUUAUAAUAUUUAAACUCUAGUUAGCAUUUAUAUAAUGACUAUAAUUUAUUUUUAUAAUUUAAACAAUGUUAUAUAGGGUUAUCCCACAAGGAUUUACUAUUAUUGAUAAGUCAUUUGUGUGUAAACAAUCAAAUUCUGUUUUUUUUUUUUUUAUGUAUUUUAAAUAUAACACUUAUUAAUUUAAAAAAUAUACAUGUAUAUUGUAUAUGUAAAAGUUAAUCCCACAUAAAUAUUUUUGUAAAAAGUUGAAAAGAAUUACUAACUUGAAAUUUGUUUACAAAAAUUAUGUGGGUUUUUUGAAACGUGGGAUUAAUUAGUGCAGCAUAGACAAUUUCACAGAAUUACUAAUAGGAACUCUAUAUAAUUUACAAUAUGUUUUCAGUGAUAUCAGUCACCAGGUACCAUUAACUUUCAAAUCCCUGUUAUUUAAGAGAUAUUUUUGGAGUUGAAAAGUAAAUAAAGUUAAACAUAUUAAUAUUUUAUAAUGAUAUUAAAACAAUUAAAACAAUAUCUUUAAUUUUUAAAUGAUGAGUCAUGCAUUUCUUUACAAAUAUAUCAUGCCUACUGGUUACUAGAAUGAGUAGAAUCUUAUUAGAUUUUAUACCACCAGGUUGCUGUAGAAUUAUUAUAACUUAUAAUUAAAGUCGUAAUAAUAUAUCAUGAGGAUGUGAUUGUAUGUUAUGGUUGUAUUUAACUUGAUAUUUAUACAUAUCAUA
This is a messenger RNA of Metopolophium dirhodum (rose-grain aphid), 2260 nucleotides long. RefSeq lists its product as uncharacterized. The record is from RefSeq and is a predicted model, not a curated record. The transcript has 8 exons. Lineage: Eukaryota; Metazoa; Arthropoda; Insecta; Hemiptera; Aphididae. The coding region runs from base 748 to 1212 and encodes 154 amino acids.